AUGCACGGUGGUGAUUUUGUUUUUCUGUUUGCAGGUGUUCGAUGGGUGCCCGACAGUGAUUGCGAGCAGUGCACCGCCUGUAGUGCUCCAUUCACCCUGGUCCGCCGCCGUCACCACUGCCGCAAUUGUGGACGGAUUUUCUGCUCCCGUUGCUCUUCCAAUUCAUUGCCGCUUCCGGAAUUAGGCUAUGACAGAAAGGUGCGUGUAUGUAAUCUGUGCUUUCUGUAUAAAAUUAAUCCGUUUUCACCUUGUCCCGGCGCACCAAACUCCUCUCGAAAUCAUCCUGAUAAUGGUAAUAAUAGCGCAGCUGCAGCUACUGCCGGUGGUAUGUCUUGGUUUCAUUUUUUGGCAUCCUUAUUGCGUUUGUAUUCUUCAAGUUACAAUAUUUUCCAUCGCGUAAUCAGUUUAGUCCAUUUAUGCGUUUUUGCUGUGCAGCUAUAG
Gongylonema pulchrum is the source of this 441-nucleotide messenger RNA. Lineage: Eukaryota; Metazoa; Nematoda; Chromadorea; Rhabditida; Gongylonematidae. The record is from the annotation of a GenBank genome assembly.